CGAUGGACUUACGGGAGUUCCAAUGGUCAUCGCCACCGGAAACAUCUUACUGGAAUUUUAACAUUAUGCAACAUAUAAACUGCAUCGGACAUCUGACAGUUUGACCAUUACGGCAUGGAUGUUAUUGGCAGCUAGCAGGGAAAAUAUGUCCUCUACAAAUUAACCUGAAUUUCUGCAGUAACUUCCAUUCCCACAUUCGUGUAUAGCAACCUCCGGACAGUGUUAUAUUGAUAGAACUUUUCAGGCAGACAGGAAACAUGCUGAAUGUAUUUUAUGAAUACAAACAUAUUUUACAGUUGAAAUAAUUGUGUUCUAACCAAAAUUAUUCAAAAUCAAAAAUGGUACCAAUUCGAAAACCAGUGGCAGGAUAUUUAAUUUUAUGUUUGUCCGUUUUUUAUGUGGUCAACAUGGGUGUGGUUUCCGGUCAUGGCCGCCUGGUCAAACCACCCGGACGGUCAACGAUGUGGAGAUACGGAUAUAAUACUCCGCCGAAUUACAACGACCACCAGCUGUUCUGUGGUGGCUUUCCGGUCCAGUGGUGGAUGAAUGGUGGGAAAUGUGGCAUCUGUGGAGAUAGGUAUGACGUUCCAAUCCGGGAUAACGAACCGCCGUACGGCCGCUUCGCAAACGGUGUAAUAACAGGGUAUUAUCAAAAAGGUGGCGUUAUUGAUAUCAACGUAGAGGUUACGGCAAGUCAUAAAGGUUACUUUGAGUUCCGACUGUGUCCAAACAAUAACGUAAAAAGAGCUGCGACACAGUCUUGUCUAGAUCGCUAUCUACUACAGGAGUACUACGGAAAUUCAACACAGGUUUUCGUCAGUGACAAGAGCGUUGGACUGUACGACAUUAAAAUGCGGCUGCCAUAUGACGUCACAUGCUCGCAGUGUGUCCUACAGUGGAGAUACAGGUCAGGAAACCGAUGGGGCUGUACAGGUAACGAUUUCACACGAGGAUCUUGUGGAUUAGGACGGGGACCACAAGAAGAAUUCUACGCAUGCUCAGAUAUUGCGAUUCUUGAAAGUGGUACGGAUGACAAUGCAAUUCCCUCUCCUACGACACAUUAUCCAAAUGUACCAACUUCACUGACCACUAAAGCGCCACCUGUGCAAACAACUAGAACUGUGCAAACAACAACGGUACCUUCAACAACACAAGCUCCAACACAACGGCCGGUAACUCGUAUCCCGCCUCCAUCCAUUCAGAUUGUGUGCAAGUCUGCCGGUGCUUGGAAAGGGUUACUAGCUAUGGACAAAUGGUGUGACGUCAAUUGUAAACGUAGGUACUGUCCAAUGACGCACUGCAGGUGUAGCCCGGCUGGUCAGUUGGUGGAUGACCAGGACUACGGACUCCUCGGAACAGGGAAAAAUUGUUUCUCGGUCGCCGGGAUUCCAGGUCUUGACCUUUGGUGCCAGCAUAACUGUCCCCAGGGGCUUUGUGAUCAGAACACGUGCUAUUGUACGUAAACUAGCUCGGGGAAGACUCUAGCGGAACAUAAAAGAAUGUUGAAUAAAAAGGGCUCUUACUUUUUUUUUCGUAAAGCAAAUUAUCAGAACAGCCAAUAUUCCCCAAAAGGAAGAAUACAAGGGGUAGCACGAUGCGGAAAUAGAGUAUUCCCUCAAUGUGUCCGGGCGACAGAUUUAGUUAAUAUUCAAAAACCGGGUUAGAUUUUGGCGGUCAUCGGCCACGUUUCAAGGUCAAACGUCACACUAGACCUCUUUUGAAAUGAAUUAGUAUGUGUCAAAGAAAUAUCAUGCAAUAUUGGAUAUAUUUAGUUCAUAUUCGCACCAUAACAUCACAACAUGAAAGUCUACUCCUGAUUUAAGUUUAUUGGAAAUCGAUCAAGGCCAGAGGUCAUGCUUAACCACUUUGAAAUAAAUAAGUUUGUGUACAAUGUGUCUCUUUAACCCUAAGACAAAUAUAGUUCAUAUUCACAGCAUAUUCUACAUCUGAUUAUAGAUUUUGGUUGUCAUUGGUUAGGGUUACAUGUCAAAGGCCGCUCUUGAACACUUCAAAGUGAAAAAAAAAUGGUUUAAGAUAUCUCAUGAACCCUUGAACAGAUUGUUUUUAUUGACAGGGUUGAGGAAUAUACUUGUGAACCCCUGCUUACUUUUAAUUUCCUCCUGUCACUAAAAAAACACGUAUGCAUACGCAGAGGAUACACCGCGCGCAAAGACCACGUGACCUUAGCUAGUGCGAGAAGGAAAACUCCUUUCGAUCUGAAUGCCAAACGAUUAGUAUUUGUUCCUAGUAAAUCACACUUUGCAAUGAUC
Messenger RNA from Pecten maximus, 2270 nucleotides. RefSeq lists its product as uncharacterized. The coding region runs from base 339 to 1463 and encodes 374 amino acids. The transcript is spliced from 3 exons. The record is from RefSeq and is a predicted model, not a curated record. Lineage: Eukaryota; Metazoa; Mollusca; Bivalvia; Pectinida; Pectinidae.